GAACGCACCAUAACAUCACGGGAGCCGUGUUUCAAGGAUAGUGAAGGUGGAGAGGCGCAACUCGAGAAGCCCUCCCUCCACCUCCACAGAGGAUGACAAAAUAGUCCUUAUUCAGCCAGGAGAGAGAGCAUCACCCCGAGGAUCAGAUGUUGUCCACGGCUCAACAGAUGCUGCAGGAUAGCCGCUCCAAGAUCGAGCUGAUCCGAAUGCAGAUAAUCAAAGUCACCCAGGCUGGUGGCGGCGGCAGCGGCGGCUUUGGGGGCGAUGAUUGUGGCAGCAACCAUGACAGCUCUACUACACAUGGAGGGGUUUCUCCGCUCGCCGUCAGCCCCAUCGACGCUCGUUUGGCAGAGUUGCAGCACUUCAUGCAGAGAGAGACGGAUGCGUUGGUGCUGGCCAAAGAUGUGGUGAAACAGCUGGAGGGAAUCUCGUCUUUGGACCAGAAAGCACUGACUGAGGCUCAGUCCCGGGUGCAGGAGUCCUCUCAGAAGCUGGAUCUUCUGCGGCUUUCUUUGGAGAAAUGCCUAAAAGAAAAGGAGUCACUGCAGCUGCCUGCAGGGGGUGCCGACCCCACAAACAGACCCCCUUCACCCCAAAACUCCAGACCUGUGUGCCAGCUGUCCACCUCUCCCUCCAUAUUCUCCAUCAGGCCGGCCUCUUUGACAGGAAAACUUGAAGUCAGGCUCAUUGGAUGUGAGGAUUUAUUAAAACCCCUGACAGUCUCUGAGCAGGAAGACCAUCAGGGUCCAAAUGAAGAUGUCUCACCUGCUGCUCAACAGACAGACGGCGAAUCAGUGGAGAUCAGUGCGGUGCUCAGACUCGACACCAGAGUGGUCGCUCGGACACGCUGGGCUGCUGUCAGCAGGUCGAACUGGGAUCAGAGGUUCUGCAUCCAGCUGGAGAGGUCUCGAGAGCUGGAGGUCGGGGUCUUCUGGGGCGAUCGGAGGACGAUGUGUGCCGUAAAGUUCCUGCGACUGGAGGAGCUGCUGGAAAACCAGAACCUGAACCGGGAGUUCAGACUUGAGCCACAGGGUGUCCUCCACGCCGAGCUUCGGUUUGUCGACACAGUUGUUGAGCGGCAGCCAAAACUGAGACGUCAGCGAUGCAUCUUCACUAAAGAGAGAGGUAAAAACUUCCUCAGAGCGGCACAGAUGAACAUGAACUUUGCCACCUGGGGUCACCUGAUGAUGAACAUCCUCCCUCGAUACAGCUCCUUCACCACAUUCAGCUCGUCCCUCUCGCCGACCCCCGAAACGAUGUCUAACAAUGCCUCGCGCCCCUCCGAGAAGGAACCUCAAACCACAGCUGCACUGCCAAGCGACGCUCCGGUAAUCCUCAUGGAGGAUCAGUCGUCUCCCACCAGCCUGGACCAGGAAAACUCCUCCACCAUUAUCACCACCCCUCGCAAAACAUCGUCCGUGCCUGCAUCACAAGAAAAACUGUCGUCCAUGAACAACACAGAAGGAAGCGAGGAUCAGCCUGUGUCUGCUCUAAAGAUGCAGGUGGAUGAUUAUCGGUAUAUCUCUGUCCUGGGCCGAGGACACUUUGGGAAGGUUCUUCUAGCUGAGUUUAAGAAGACGGGGAAGCUGUACGCCAUUAAAGCCUUGAAGAAAAAGGACAUUGUGACUCGGGAUGAAGUGGACAGCCUUAUGAGUGAGAAGAGGAUCUUUGAGAUGAUCAAUGCCUCCAGACAUCCGUUCCUGGUGAACCUUCACGGCUGCUUUCAGACUAUCGACCACGUCUGCUUCGUCAUGGAGUAUUUACCGGGUGGAGACCUCAUGAUCCACAUUCACAAUGACGUCUUCUCUGAGGCUCAGACCAGAUUUUAUUCAGCGUGUGUCGUGCUCGGUUUGGAGUUCCUCCAUCUGAAUAAAAUCAUCUAUCGAGACCUGAAGCUGGAUAACCUGCUAAUGGACGCAGAUGGAUUUGUUAAAAUCACAGACUUUGGACUUUGUAAAGAAGGGAUGGGUCACGGCGAUCGGACGUCCACGUUCUGUGGUACUCCUGAGUUUCUGGCCCCGGAGGUCCUCACAGACGAUAACUACACCAGAGCGGUGGACUGGUGGGGGAUGGGCGUCCUCAUCUACGAGAUGCUCGUGGGAGAGUCACCGUUCCCAGGUGAGGAUGAGGAGGAGGUGUUUGACAGCAUCGUCAACGAUGAUGUUCAGUAUCCAGCAUCUCUUCCUGCUGAUGUCGUCUCCAUCGUCCAGAAGCUGCUGAAGAAGAACCCUCUAAAAAGGCUUGGGGCUGGAGAGAGGGACGCCAAUGAAGUCAAAGGAGACGAAUACUUUGAGACCAUCGACUGGGAGGCCCUCCUGGCUAAAAAACUCAAACCUCCAUUCCUGCCGUCGAUUAAAGCGUCGAGUGACGUCAGUAACUUCGACAGCGACUUCACUCGCCUCCAGCCCGUCCUGUCGCCUCCGUCCAAACCGUUCAUCCUCUCUGCAGAGCAGCAGGAAGCCUUCGCUGACUUCGACUUCUGCGCCCUGCACGGUUAA
Messenger RNA from Cheilinus undulatus (humphead wrasse), 2498 nucleotides. Its product is annotated as serine/threonine-protein kinase N2-like. Gene Ontology annotation, biological process: protein phosphorylation. Gene Ontology annotation, molecular function: protein serine/threonine kinase activity; ATP binding. Lineage: Eukaryota; Metazoa; Chordata; Actinopteri; Labriformes; Labridae. The record is from RefSeq and is a predicted model, not a curated record. The coding region runs from base 147 to 2498 and encodes 783 amino acids. The transcript is spliced from 20 exons.